UAUUAAAGAAACUAAAGAACAAAUGGCUGCACCAAAAGUCGAGAGUUUCUAUAUUUCCGAGAGGGCGCUCACAAACCUACUAGACCAUAUGCCGAUGCUUUUGGAACGUAUGGAUGUUACCCUUUCCCCCGCUCACUCAUCGCAGGAAUGGCUUGCGCCAAAAAAACAAAAAACAAAAAGUGGGGAAGCGCCCUUCCAGCUCUUUAACAGGACCUCAGCGCCCUUCCAGCUCAUUAACAGGACCUCAGCGCCCUUCCCCUCAAGACCCUUGAUCGGACCUCCUGAAAAGAAUAGCUGGGUGGAAAAACCCAUUACAUUGCAGUUACUAACGGACACAACACCCGGUAGCUCUAGCAGUAGCUCGGAGGACCUACCAAACAUAUUACCGUUACUUCCUGAAAUUGAAUCGAGAAAGGAGAACUCGGGAGACAAGAGUAAAGACUCGUGGAAAUCGAUGAGUGUAAUACCAUAG
This is a messenger RNA of Owenia fusiformis, 472 nucleotides long. NCBI's taxonomy places the organism in Eukaryota, Metazoa, Annelida, Polychaeta, Sabellida, Oweniidae. The record is from the annotation of a GenBank genome assembly.